Messenger RNA from Pteropus alecto (black flying fox), 1577 nucleotides. RefSeq names its product reticulocalbin 3 (gene RCN3). Gene Ontology annotation, molecular function: calcium ion binding. Lineage: Eukaryota; Metazoa; Chordata; Mammalia; Chiroptera; Pteropodidae. The record is from RefSeq and is a predicted model, not a curated record. Gene Ontology annotation, cellular component: endoplasmic reticulum. The coding region runs from base 146 to 1132 and encodes 328 amino acids. The transcript has 7 exons.
CGGCCCCGCCCCGUGGGCCCUCCUGAGCGCUCAUUGGUCGGAGGGCGGGGCCUCUGCACUGCCGGAGGCGGGGCCUGGCUGGAGAGCCGCCAAAUUGGGCAUCUUUUUGGAUAACGCAGAGUGCAGCGUAGAGAAAGAAGGACUGAUGAUGUGGCGACCAUCGCUUCUGCUGCUGCUUUUGCUGCUCAGGCACGGGGCCCAGGGGAAGCCGUCCCCUGACGCUGGCCCUCAUGGCCAGGGGAGGGUCCACCAGCCGGCCCCCCUGAGCGAGGCCCUUCAUGAUGACGCUCACGGGAACUUCCAGUACGACCAUGAGGCUUUUCUGGGACGAGAGGUGGCCAAGGAAUUCGACCAGCUCAGCCCAGAGGAAAGCCAAGCCCGGCUGGGGCGCAUCGUGGACCGCAUGGACCGCGCAGGGGACGGGGACGGCUGGGUGUCGCUGGCCGAGCUCCGCUCGUGGAUCGCGCACACGCAGCGGCGGCACAUACAGGACUCGGUGAGCGCGGCCUGGGACACGUACGACACGGACCGCGACGGGCGUGUGGGUUGGGAGGAGCUGCGCAACGCCACCUAUGGCUACUACGCGCCCGGCGAAGAAUUUCACGACGUGGAGGACGCGGAGACCUACAAGAAGAUGAUGGCUCGGGACGAGCGGCGUUUCCGGGUGGCUGACCAGGAUGGGGACUCGAUGGCCACUCGGGAGGAGCUGACGGCCUUCCUGCACCCAGAGGAGUUCCCUCACAUGCGGGACAUUGUAGUUGCCGAAACCCUGGAGGACCUGGACAAGAACAAAGAUGGCUACAUCCAAGUGGAUGAGUAUAUCGCGGACCUGUACACGCAGGAGCCGGGGGAGGAGGAGCCGGCCUGGGUGCAGACGGAGCGGGAGCAGUUUCGGGACUUCCGAGAUCUGAACAAGGACGGGCAUCUGGACGGGAGCGAGGUGGGCCACUGGGUGCUGCCCCCGGCCCAGGACCAGCCGCUGGUGGAGGCCAACCACCUGCUGCACGAGAGCGACACGGACAAGGACGGGCGUCUGAGCAAGGCUGAGAUCCUGGGCAACUGGAACAUGUUCGUUGGCAGCCAGGCCACCAACUACGGCGAGGACCUGACACGUCACCACGACGAGCUCUGAGCCCCAGCAUGCCCACCACAGCCUCGUGGCCCCAUGGAAUGACCCAAGGAGAAUGACCUGGUGGCCAGGUCCCCCGCUCUGUGUCUGGCCCUGCAGGAUGCAGACCCAGCCCCGGUGGCCCCUUGUGCCUGGGCUCUCCCAGACCCACCGUCAAAUUCUGUCCCUGAGACACUGCAGCCCCUCCCAGCCUUCCCGCCCGCCCCAGGCCUCUCACAGUCCUGAAGGAUGAGGGACCACCCAUUUCUGAUUGGCAGGAUCUCCCAGCCCAGGCCCCCCCAACGCCAAGCUCAGCCUCCAGGCGCCUCCACUGACCCCGCCAACCCCCACCAAGUGACAAUCUGAGCCUCACUCCACACAGACAGGAGACACUCCCUCAGUGUGGCCUCACCCCACACUCACCCGCCAUCACUGCCAGAGAGGCAAUAAAAUCCGGUGUGGGGCCUCA